Molecule: messenger RNA, 716 nt
Organism: Thalassophryne amazonica
Lineage: Eukaryota; Metazoa; Chordata; Actinopteri; Batrachoidiformes; Batrachoididae
Product: UDP-glucuronosyltransferase 2A1-like
Molecular function (GO): UDP-glycosyltransferase activity
Source: RefSeq, a predicted model, not a curated record
AUCAUGUCUCUGGGGACUUUGAUUGAACAGCUCCCUUGUGAUUUAGCAGAUCAGAUAGCUUCAGCUUUUGCAAAAUUACCUCAGAAAAUCAUCUGGAAGUACAAAGGGGACAAACCAGCCACUCUGGGCAACAACACUUUACUGGUUGACUGGAUGCCACAGAACGACCUCAUAGGUCAUCCCAAAAUCAAAGCUUUUAUAGCACACGGGGGAAUAAAUGGAGUUCAAGAAGCCAUAUACCAUGGAGUUCCCAUCAUAGGACUUCCAGUAAUUUUUGAUCAGCGAGAUAAUCUUUUGAAAAUGCAACAAAGAGGAGCUGCCAAGUUAAUUGAUAUCUUUAGUAUGGAUGAAAACACUUUUCUUCAGGGUAUUCUGGCAGUCCUUCAUGACCCAUCCUACAGAAGAAACAUGCAGAGACUUUCCAGACUGCACAGAGACCAGCCAAUGAAACCGCUGGACAGCGCCCGCUAUUGAGAGUUUAUCAUGAGACACAAAGGUGCAGCUCACCUGAGAACAGAGUCGUACAAACUGCCCUGGUAUUCCUACAACUCUGUAGACGUCGUGCUGUUCUUAGCUGGAGUUGUGUUCAUUACUCUGGGAACUAUUGUCGCCUUCAUGAAGUGUCUAGUCUUCAAACUGUGCCUGAGAACCAAACGCAAAUGUGAUUAAGAGAAAUUACCCCUAUGAACAUGAUAGAUAUGUGUGAUAAACUGAUU